Messenger RNA from Anoplopoma fimbria (sablefish), 1314 nucleotides. RefSeq names its product glutathione S-transferase omega-1-like. Gene Ontology annotation, cellular component: cytoplasm. Gene Ontology annotation, molecular function: glutathione transferase activity; glutathione dehydrogenase (ascorbate) activity. The transcript has 6 exons. The record is from RefSeq and is a predicted model, not a curated record. The coding region runs from base 126 to 845 and encodes 239 amino acids. NCBI's taxonomy places the organism in Eukaryota, Metazoa, Chordata, Actinopteri, Perciformes, Anoplopomatidae. Gene Ontology annotation, biological process: glutathione metabolic process.
AGCCAAUCAGACAUGUAUAUAAAGAGCUGAUAUCUCUGUUUAAACUCAUGAUACGCUCUCUUCUCAGGGAUUCACAGACCUUCCUCUUUUCGUGUCAAGAUUACGUGACUUUCAUCCCCUGAAACAUGUCUACCGAAAAAUGUUUCUCCAAAGGAAGUGCUAAACCAGGGCCUGUCCCCAACGGCCACAUCAGGCUUUACAGCAUGAGAUUCUGCCCCUUCGCCCAGAGAGCCAGAUUAGUGCUGUGUGCCAAAGGGAUCAAACAUGACAUUAUCAACAUCCACCUGAGAGACAAGCCUGAGUGGUUCCUUGAGAUAAACCCUCUUGGACUUGUCCCAACACUGGAGACAACUGCUGGUGAGGUGAUAUACGAGUCUCCCAUCACCUGUGACUACUUGGAUGAAGUUUACCCUGAGAACAAGCUGCUUCCUUCCUCUCCUUUUGGUAAAGCUCAGCAGAAGAUGAUGCUGGAGCACUUUUCCAAGAUUACACCAUACUUUUACAAGAUUCCAAUGGGGAGAAAGAAGGGCGAGGAUGUCUCAGGACUGGAAGCUGAAUUGAAUGAGAAGCUUUCCAAAUUAAAUGAGGACCUCGUCAACAAGAAGACCAAGUUCUUUGGUGGGGAUUCCAUCACAAUGAUCGACUACAUGAUGUGGCCAUGGUUUGAGAGGCUGGAGAGCUUUGAACUGAAACACUGCCUUGACGGCAAACCUGCACUGAAGAAGUGGACGGAGCUAAUGUUUGAGGACACGGCUGUCAAGGCAACAAUGCACAGUGUGGAAACCUUCAAUGCCUACUACAAGACCUUCGCGGAGGGGAAACCCAACUUUGACUAUGGCCUGUAGAAAAGAAGUGAUGAAAACCAUAAACCGUCCCAUUUAUUAUUCAUAUCCAUCUUUUGGUUAUUCUACUCUGGGGUCAUGUCUGUUUUUCUAACUUUAAUGAAAUGGGGAAAAUAUAUUGUAGCAAGUACUAUGAUGAGUUAACAAUUAAGGGGUACAGUGAAUACGUUUUUAUUGGCCAUUUAUUUUGUGAUUGAGGGAAAAAUACAAACAAUAAUGGAAAUCAGGUUCAGUGAAGUAAAUGUGAUUCAAUGUCUUUUUAAUGAUUCAGCCCUUUCUCUAAUAAAAACUGUGGAUGUAUUGACUCUUGCCUGAAUUUUCUGUCUCUGUAAUAUUAAAACAAUAACUACAUUAGGUUUUCCUGUCCAUACUACGCAGGGUUGUCUCAUUUUAUAAACGGAAGACAACUCAGCAGAAAUGUAACAGGCAAAACGAAUACUUUUUAACAAGCAAUACAAAACAUUAAACAUUG